AUGCGGACAAACAUGCUGAGGGUAUCAUCAUCUGCUGUCCGUUGUUUGAAAAGCCAUCCUUCGGUCGGCUGGCUCGCGACGCCAACACUCCGCGGGAUCUCCUCGACCAGCUCAUUAUCGGCCACUGCGCUCCCCAUUACCGCAACAGGACCACCUCCCAGUGCUCCCGUGCCAACCUCACCUCAAUAUGGCGACCGAAUCGAAGAACGAAGAAGAAAAGCAGAGUUACUCAAACAAGGCAAAGAGCUCCGCGCAGCAACCCAACCGGGGGCGAAGACAGGUUCUCUGAAGAAAAGGUUUUGGAAAGAGGUACACGUCAAAGAAGUUCCCGAAGGGUACCAAGUCUAUUUGGAUAAAAGGCCUGUGCGAACUCCGAAUAAAUCGAUCCUUACAGUCCCACGCUCGAAGCCGCAUCUGGCACAUGCUGUCGCGAUUGAAUGGGAUCUGCUCGAAUCUGCACAGCAAGCGUUGAAAAAUCAUAAUAUUCCUAUGACCUCAAUCGUGGCUCGAGCGCAGGACAUCAUUGAGUCAGAAGCACAGGGAGAUGGCAAGGUCCGGAAGGAAAUCAUUGCAACCAUGAUGCGUUACCUGGACACAGACACGUUACUCUGUUGGGCACCAGAACACAAGCCGACUUCGUCCUUGGAAAUGCAAGCUGAGCGAACAGAGUCGCUACGUGAGAUCCAGAUCAGGACGGCCAAGCCCAUCCUCAGCUACCUCAGUACAUCUGUGUGGCCUGGUGUCGAAAUCAAACCUGUGCUGGGCGAAAACAGCAUUCUGCCAACGCAGCAAGAUGAAAUGACGAGAAGCGUGAUACGUGGGUGGAUUUCUGGGCUGCCGGCAUACGAACUCGCAGGCCUCGAGCGGGCAGUGCUGGCGUCAAAGAGUCUCCUCGUCGCUACGAGACUGCUGAUCGAGUGGAGCGAGGAGUUCCGGGAUAUGCAACACCCCGGCAGUGAGAAGCGGUUUGGUAUAGAGGAGGCAGCUGAAGCCUCGAGCCUGGAGGUCAGGUGGCAGACUGGGAUGUGGGGGGAGGUCGAAGAUAGCCAUGAUGUGGAAAACGAGGAUAUCAGACGCCAGCUGGGAAGUGUCGUUCUGCUCGUGAGUGGAAGCCGAUAA
Fonsecaea erecta is the source of this 1119-nucleotide messenger RNA. Its product is annotated as ATP synthase mitochondrial F1 complex assembly factor 2. Bases 1 to 1119 code for a protein of 372 amino acids. The transcript has a single exon. NCBI's taxonomy places the organism in Eukaryota, Fungi, Ascomycota, Eurotiomycetes, Chaetothyriales, Herpotrichiellaceae. Gene Ontology annotation, cellular component: mitochondrion. The record is from RefSeq and is a predicted model, not a curated record. Gene Ontology annotation, biological process: mitochondrial proton-transporting ATP synthase complex assembly.